AUGCUCCCUACUCAGCAACUUUUAGAAAAAGUUAGUUGGGAGGUUAGGUCUAUUCCUAAUAAGCGUAAAGAAAGCAAGCGGAGAGUUCAUUACGGCUUAUUCUUAUUAGGUUAUAAAAGCGGGUUAAGGGUAAAUGAGGCAGUAAAGUUUGAUUUAAAUGCUAGAACUAGUAAGGGUUUAUAUCGGAUAAGUAAGCCAAAGGGCAAAAAAGAAAGAUUGGUUUAUGUUCCCAAGGAAAAAGUUAAAAAGGAGUUAGGAAUUGAUAAAGACACCGAACUAACUCCGCACACCUUACGGCGUUCUUUUGCUACUUAUCAGGCGGAGGCAGGUUUACCUUUACCCCUUUUACAGAAACUUUUGGGACAUUCAA
This is a messenger RNA of Funneliformis geosporum, 370 nucleotides long. The record is from the annotation of a GenBank genome assembly. NCBI's taxonomy places the organism in Eukaryota, Fungi, Glomeromycota, Glomeromycetes, Glomerales, Glomeraceae.